ACGCUCUGCCGGGAGCUGCAGAUGCCGAGGCUUGGCCAGGGCAUCUCCCCUCCAGCAAACCCCAGGGCCCCCCAGAGGAUGGGGCUCUGCCUGGCCCCCCUCCUUUACCCCAAAAGCAGGGGUGGGACAGGCUGCCGGGGUCGCGCUGGCGGAGCCCAGCCAAGGCUAAAUAGACUUUCCCUGAGUCACCGAAAGUCUGGCCAAGAAAGCGGGAUGAGUGAACGGCGUCACCCACGCGAGCCGGCGGGGAGGUGGCAGGUGCCAGCACGGCCUAGAGGUGGAAGUCUGCACACUGGGGACCUGCCCCAGACCCCGAAACAGCAGCUGUGGCACCCAAAAUCUCCCGCUGGGGUGUGGGUUUGGUGCGACUCGGAGAGAUUUCCAGCAACACCCCGAUUCAGGCACUGAAGGAGAGGCUGGGGGGCGGUCUUUUCUGCUGGGCGGGGAUGCCAAGUCUCCUGGUUUUGCAUCCCACACCAAGCAGCUGCAUCAUCAUUUGGAUUAGUUUUUUUUUUCUUUUUUGGCAAAAACCAACCCCGGAGCAUUCUACUCCCCGAGGGGGACUGGCAGCAGCAGUGUUUUCCGGCCCGCCCUUGUUCCUGAAAACUCUCUGGGUUUCAUUUUCGAGGCUCAGCAGCCGCUGCUGCCAUGCUGGGGGAAGGCGGAAGCUGCUCAGCCCCACACUGGGGCCCUACGGUGGAGCCUCCAACCCUCCCCUUUCCAGAGGCUGGGAGGCACAAUGUGCUGAAGAUCUGCAUGAUCCAGGGGCUCCCUCGCUGGCAGCAGCAGGCAGGGCUGGCAAGGCCCUAGCCCAAGACACCUUCCCGGCGUGCAGGAGGGACCUGUGUGUGUUCCCCAUGGAGAUCCGACGCGCUUUGCCCCAAGAUAUCCGGGAGCUGCUGCACUGCUUGAAGAUGAAGAGCAAGUACGCCGUCCUCCUGGUCUUCGUCAUCAGCCUCAUCAUCAUCGAGAAGGAGAACAACUUCAUCUCCAGGGUGUCGGACAAGCUGAAGCAGUCCCCGCAGGCACUGGCAGAGGCAAACAGCACCGAGGUCAGCCCAGCACCGGCCAAGAACGGCUCGCUGGCCUCGCUGCAGGAGCUGGACGCUGCCUUCUCCCAGCUGAGGUCCCACCUGUACAACAUCACCCUGCAGCUGGCAGGUGACGGGGACCCUGGGCCACGGCGGCACGUCCUGCUGAUGGCCACCACCCGCACUGGCUCCUCCUUCGUCGGGGAGUUCUUCAACCAGCAGGGCAGCAUCUUCUACCUCUUUGAGCCCCUCUGGCACGUCGAGAAGACGGUGACCUUCCUACCGGGGGGAGCCAGCGCAGUGGGCUCAGCCUUGGUUUACCGAGAUGUCCUCAAGCAGCUCUUCCUCUGUGACCUCUACAUCUUGGAGAACUUCAUCUCACCAGUUCCCGAGGGCCACCUGACGCCUUUCUUGUUUCGGCGGGGCUCCAGCCACUCGCUGUGCGAGGAGCCCGUCUGCACGCCCAGCACCAAGAAGGUCUUUGAGAAGUACUACUGCAAGAACCGCCGCUGCGGCCCCCUCAACAUCACGCUGGCGGCCGAGGCGUGCCGGCACAAGCAGCACGUGGCCCUGAAGACGGUGCGCAUCCGGCAGCUGGAGUUCCUGCAGCCGCUGGUGGAGGACCCUCGGCUGGACCUGCGCAUCAUCCAGCUGGUGCGGGACCCCCGCGCCGUCCUGGCCUCACGCAUGGUGGCCUUCUCUGGCAAGUACGAGACCUGGAAGAAGUGGGCAUCCGAAGGGGAGGCUCCGCUGCGCGAGGAGGAGGUGCAGCGGCUGCGGGGCAACUGCGAGAGCAUCCGUGUGUCAGCGGAGCUGGGGCUGCGGCGGCCGGGCUGGCUGCGGGGCCGCUACAUGCUGGUGCGCUACGAGGACGUGGCGCGGGCGCCGCUGCAGAAGGCGCGGGAGAUGUUCCGCUUCGCCGGGCUGCCCCUCACCCAGCAGGUGGAGGAGUGGAUCGGCAGGAACACGCAGGCUCCCCACGACGGCAAUGGCGUCUACUCCACAUGCAAGAACUCCUCGGAGCAGUUCGACAAGUGGCGGUUCAGCAUGCCCUUCAAGCUGGCGCAGGUGGUGCAGGACGCCUGCGCCCCAGCCAUGCAGCUCUUCGGCUACAAGCUGGCCAGCAGCCCCACGGCGCUGGCCAACCGCUCCUUCAGCCUGCUGGAGGAGGCACAGCCCGCCUGGGUCACGUAACAGCGCGGGGCGACGGCGGCGGGGCGGAAAGAGGGGCUGCGGCCGUGCUCCUGGCCGGUCCGGAGACGACCUGGGGGACCCUGCUCUCAAAAAUGCUCCUCGCUGCUGCCAGAUGGCAGCCCCAGGAGCUGGAGCAUCUUGGCAGAGCUGGCCCCAGAGUCCUGCAGAGCCUGAAUUUCACAAUUUCUCCGGGAAUGGGGAAAUGGUAAUGGUGAGGGGUGGUGGGGUCGGCAACAGGGCCACCUCUCCAGCUCUGGAGCUGCACUGAGGAAGAGGAGAGUGAUGGCAAGCAGAGGGGAACAGGACCAAGCACCUCUGCCUUGCCACCCCCCAUGCCAGCUGGCAUGGGGCAAGGACAAAAUCCCUGUGGUGCCAGCAAGCACCCAGAGACCUUCUUGGUUUGGUGCCUUCAUACACCAGAAGAGACUGGAAACUGCCCACAGAGCCCUGGACGGCACUUGGGCUACAACCAAAUGAGGUGACUAUGGUUUGGUGCUCUUCAAACUUGGUUUUGGAAGUUUGGGUUUAUUUCCUUUUUUCCCUGUGUAUUUGUAUACCAGGUGGAUUUAUUUAUUUAUUAUGUGAAAAAGAGGGGGAGGCUGGUCAAGGAGCUAAGCCUAAAAAUCAGAGCAGCACAACAUACCACAAAGGGAGACACCCAGAACAGAGCUCAUGUUUUAGCUGGAGACCACCAGGUUUUAGCUGGAGACCACCUUCUGUAUGAUCUUGGGUCAGCCCCCAGGGUCUGACAGGCUGUAACCCCCCCAGCCCCCGUGCAGCAGCGACUUCAAACUUCAGCAUCACGGAAAGACAGUCAGACUUAUCUGAUUAAAAACAAAACCACCAGCACAGAGUCCAAAGCAUCUCCUGUCUCCUUAGUAUUGGUGGGUGUCCCCUGCCCAGGGGGAGUCCCAGAAAUAUGUGCUAACAGCACUGAUGGGUGGCCAAACCUGGUAGAGUUUCAGGGUGUUUGCCAUUUGCAGAUGUUGACUCAGUGCCGAGCUGCACCCUCUAAUUCACAUUUCAUUAAUUAAAAUGCCUAUUUUUA
This is a messenger RNA of Vidua macroura (Pin-tailed whydah), 3273 nucleotides long. RefSeq names its product carbohydrate sulfotransferase 3 (gene CHST3). NCBI's taxonomy places the organism in Eukaryota, Metazoa, Chordata, Aves, Passeriformes, Viduidae. The record is from RefSeq and is a predicted model, not a curated record. Bases 447 to 2225 code for a protein of 592 amino acids. Gene Ontology annotation, molecular function: chondroitin 6-sulfotransferase activity; N-acetylglucosamine 6-O-sulfotransferase activity. Gene Ontology annotation, biological process: carbohydrate metabolic process; N-acetylglucosamine metabolic process. The transcript is spliced from 3 exons. Gene Ontology annotation, cellular component: Golgi membrane.